UCUGUUGAAUGGUGAGCACUGGUCACAGUGUCUCUUGUAUAUAAAGAGAAGUUUGUCCAGAAAGAAAUCAGUUUGACUUGUGGAUACCGGGCUCUCAACAAGUAUUUUUUAAAGUUAUUUGGUCGUGGGGUAUUGGAGUUUGUGGAAAUUAUUUGUAGAAAAAUCAUCUACAAUUUUAUCUCUUACAACUUUCCUCUUGACUUUGUGCACGUGCUAAAAGAAAAAUGAGAAAUUUCAUAGAAGUGAAAUUUUUCAUAACCGUGGGAAUUUUCCUCCUUGGACUAAUCAAUGGAUCAUUUGGAAAUUUACCCUCAACAAUCAAGACGUGCUCAAGGAAUCUUCCACGACCCGAAGAAUGCAUUAUUGAUGCUGUUGAGAGAAUUCGACCUGAUUUAUCAGCAGGAAAUCUUGGUGAAAAUUUCAAGACUCCACCAUUGGAGCCCAUGACGAUUGAAAAUAUCGAAAUGCACCGUGGUCAGGAAUUUAGGGCUACCUUUACCAAUCUUUUAGUCAGUGGUCCUAGUCAAUUUGUCGUGGAGAAACUCAAAGCUGAUAUCAAUAAUCUCGCCUUUGAUUUCAACAUUUUCCUGCCUCAGUUGAACUUCACUGGAAAAUAUGCCCUGAAAAUCCGAAUUCUUCUACUGGACAUUGGUGGCAAGGGAAAUGUUCGCGGAACACUAUCACGCACAAGAGCCUCAGUGAAAUUGCGGGGGAAUAAAGUAAUGGAAGAUGGUGUUGAACGUGUACGAUUCAAUCGAUUGCAGGCCAAGAUCAAGAUUGAAGAUCAGAAAAUUUUCCUCGAUAAUCUCUUCAAUGGAGAUCCAGUGUUGGGACAAGUGGGAAAUCAAGUGAUAAAUGACAAUUCCAAGCUAUUCCUCAGUGAAAUUAUUCCUGGUUUGGAGAAGAGUUUGUCAAAGACAUUCCUCGAUAUUGCUAACAAUAUUCUCAAGAAUUCCACAUUUGACGAAAUGUUCCCAGAUACAUAAAUCUACCAAUAAUCUCUCGUCCCACUCAAAUAGCAGCAAAAAUAACAAUAAAAAAAUCACAGUAAAAUACUGUGCAAAGUUCGUUGAAGAUGGGGAAGAAAAAGAUCAAAUUGCAAUUGAACAAUUUUGCUAUUUAUAAUUUUACUUGCAACAAGUAAAACAAUUAUACUGACAAUACUUUUUUUUAUGAAAAAAAAAAUUUCCUGAUGUCGAUAGCAUACCUCUCUAUAAGAUUAAAAUUGUCGAUUAUUGCUGCACAUCUCAUGAAGAGCAACAGAGACGAUUUAUCACAAUUACGUGAUGCACAAAUUGUCAUAAUUUUGUUCUUUGUCAUACAACGCAAGAAAGUGGAGAGAAAUAAAAAUUCCCCGUGUUGUGAUAAAUAUAAAACAUAGAGUAUUAAAACAUUUAUUUUUAUUACUAUAGGUGCAGACAGGUUUUUUUUUUCUUAAAAAAAAAGAAGGUUUACCAAGAACUUUAUAUAAGACAACUUAAGACAAGUCUCACAGCUUCCCAGACAUCACAAUUUAUCAGAAGAAUUGUAUGACCUUGACUCAAUAGUUAAUAAGUAUAAGGUGAUUUAAAAAGAAAACAAAAUAAAUAGGGAUUGUUUAUAACUAUGUAAUAAUCAGGAAUAAAACUGACAAAAUAUUCCAGUGA
Molecule: messenger RNA, 1646 nt
Organism: Phlebotomus papatasi
Lineage: Eukaryota; Metazoa; Arthropoda; Insecta; Diptera; Psychodidae
Exons: 4
Coding region: 225-986 (253 amino acids)
Source: RefSeq, a predicted model, not a curated record